AGUUGCAUUGCUGACCCCGCCCGAAACGCACGUGUUUUCAGUGUUUAUUGUAAACAAAACCGUUCUCUACAUUCAAACUUCAAAAUGAAUAUCAGCCGGCUGUCUAUUAUCAAGUUCGUCGAAUUGGCCCUGACAUGUGGCUGCGUGGCUCUCCAUGCCAACAGCUUCAACACCGAAGUGGACCUGGGCAUGCUGGCCACAGGCACCUUCGUAGGGUACCUCAUCAUAUUUGCUGGAGCGGCUGCAGGUUACAUAUUGCAGACGCCUACUCACAAACGGGUUGACGUUUUCUUCUCAUUGCUCGGUGUCUCUCUGUUCGUUGCCAGCGGAGCUAUGAUUAUCGAUAAAUACCAAAAUGCUGGUAGGAGUGAAUUUGUGAAGUACAACCUUGCGAAGGCUUCACUGGCCAUCAUCAACGGAGCAGUUUUGCUGAUCGAUGCUGUACUCACACACCGCGGUGGCUAAUUCCUUUGCUGUAUAAACCCUCUCAAACUCUUAAUUUCCUGUAACCAUCCCACAUAAGAUAGCUUAAACUUCUUAUAAAAACAACAAUAUUGAAUAGAUGACUAAUUUCCCUGUCGUGCUAUUCUGUAAGAACAAACACACUUUUUACCACCGAAUCAGCGGUAUGAUUUAAAAUUUAAAACAAGAAUUUCAAUUCUCUCCGGCAAAUUCCGCAGUGAAAAGUGAGUUUGUUUUUACAGAAUAGCACUGCUGAUGGCUUCCAACAAAGCUGCUAAAGGAAUAAUAAGUAAUUGAUUGUAGAUUAGUAAUGAAAACGUAAAUGACUGUGGAAACUGCACAUUAUUAUUAAGACGUAUUUACCAUAGCGAAGCUAGUUAUUCACUACGGUCAGUGUAAAAAGGCGCAUAGUGUAACAAAAGAAAUAUCUCUGUAUAAUAAGCGGCCAUUUGACGUCUGAUGGCAGCUGGUUAAGAUGGCGGCCCAAGAAACGUCAAAACUGAGAUGAGAUGUGCGGCGUCGGGAGAAAUUAUAACACAAGAAAAGUCGAGUCUUAACUGAAUUUUCUUGAGAUGAAAACAGGGUUUUUAUAUUAAUUUGAAGUAGGUCAAUACGAUAAUGCUGUACAUGUUCUACAAUGACAUUUAGCUUGUUUAGAAAAGUAUCCGAUUACAUGUUACACAUUUACCUUAAAGAAAAUAGAAUAUUAACUUAUAAUAAAAAACAAUAAUCAUUCUUAUACGUCAUCGACAUGACGUCGUGCAUCGCACUACAAGACCAUAGACAAAUAAGAAAAGGGUAGAGAUAUUCCUUAUGUUACACUGUACCCCUUGUUACACUGUUCCGACCCUACUUUAUAAAUGCAAAGUCCAAAUCUAUUGAGCGUACAUCUAUCAAACUGGAUCAUAAUGUGAUAUUUUAGAUUUUCCAAGCAAAUUUUAAAUAUUUUGUAAUGUUAUAAGUACAACGUAUCCAAUCUAGUUGAUCAAAAUAAUAGAUGUCGUUUAUAAGUCAGAUGUAAUAUAGUUUUAAACUAUUUGGUACCUGAAAAAUAUAAUUAUGGCUAUGACUGUCCUAUAUACCGGAUUAUGAAAAUCAAAUAUAUAUUUUGUCAUACAUUGAAAAUAGAAGUGAAGUUUGAAGGGACCAUAUUUAAUUCUAAUUUAUUACUUAAGUAUAUACUGGCAAUAUUCUAAUAAACUCUCAGAUUUUUUAAAUGACUGUUAUUUUAUAUAAGGAAUGUAACAAUAUGUGUCGAAUAAUGUCAGUUUAAGUAGGUUACUGCUUGUUAUACUUACUUGCUUUAAUGUUCAAUUUAAGUUUGUUUUAUAACUUUACGUGAUGUGUAAUAAGGUUUAUUAUGUUUUUUUAAUAAUACACGAUACUCUGUUCAUGUA
Messenger RNA from Chilo suppressalis (striped riceborer), 1859 nucleotides. The record is from the annotation of a GenBank genome assembly. Lineage: Eukaryota; Metazoa; Arthropoda; Insecta; Lepidoptera; Crambidae.